GUGUACCUAUUCCUCGUCGUCAUUCUCCCCACCACAUCAACCUCCUCCUCCUCCUCAGACCACGUCAUCCCAACCCUAAACCCGUCCUCAUCAAACGACACCGUUUACAAGGUCUCCAAGCAGCUCUGCUUUCGCUGCGCGGCCGAGUCGUUAGAAUUCCUCUUCUACCACAACCUUGUCCGCGCGUCCAAGUGGGAGCUCCCAUUGGCGUGGGACUUCCAGCUUGAAAAGUACGCGCGGUGGUGGGCCGGUCAGAGGAAAGGCGACUGCCGGCUGGAGCAUUCGUUCCCCGAAGGAGGGUUCCAGCUGGGAGAGAACAUUUAUUGGGGGAGCGGCGGCGGGUGGCGUCCCGUCGACGCCGUGGGCGCGUGGGCGGACGAGGAGAAGUACUAUGAUUAUGCGGCGAACAGCUGCGCGGAUGGGGAGGUGUGCGGGCAUUAUACGCAGAUUGUGUGGAGGAAGACUACUCGCGUAGGGUGCGCGCGUGUGGUUUGCGACGGCGGGGAUGUUUUCAUGACGUGUAAUUACGAUCCUCCCGGGAACUAUGUCGGGGAGCGGCCGUAUUGA
Messenger RNA from Linum tenue, 567 nucleotides. NCBI's taxonomy places the organism in Eukaryota, Viridiplantae, Streptophyta, Magnoliopsida, Malpighiales, Linaceae. The record is from the annotation of a GenBank genome assembly.